Molecule: messenger RNA, 1953 nt
Organism: Leishmania braziliensis MHOM/BR/75/M2904
Lineage: Eukaryota; Euglenozoa; Kinetoplastea; Trypanosomatida; Trypanosomatidae
Product: SLA/LP autoantigen-like protein
Exons: 1
Coding region: 1-1953 (650 amino acids)
Biological process (GO): selenocysteine incorporation; conversion of seryl-tRNAsec to selenocys-tRNAsec
Molecular function (GO): O-phosphoseryl-tRNA(Sec) selenium transferase activity; tRNA binding
Source: RefSeq, a predicted model, not a curated record
AUGCGCUCAACGGCAUCUUCUACCCGCCUCCCCCCCACACACACACGUACACACACCAAUCCCCCGUGUAUCAACAUCGACCCACACGAAACACAGCUCCGGCACAUCACACGCACACACACUCGUGUCGGCCCACACGCAGGUGCGUCACCGCCGUCUGCAUCAAUGGAGGAUCGUUCGCUAAAGCUGGCGGAGGACUUCGUCUCGGCGCGGUACAUCGACAUGGGCCGCGAGUCGUUGCAGUCAACGGCCCGCAUCCUGCGUUCCAUCCUGGCGCAGCGUUGCUGCCCAGAUGAAGGGCUCAACGAUGCUACCAUCGAGCUUAUCCUUCGCCAGCUCGCGCUGAUGGACACGAACAACUUCGCACACCACGUCGGCGGCGGCGAACGCGAGGGCCGCGUUGUCUCUGCCCUCGUUCGCACGCGGCACUUCCACCUCACACACGGUAUUGGGCGCUCCGGCGACUUGGUCAGUGAGCAGCCGAAGGCAGCGGGGUCAUCAUUGCUGUAUAAAGUAACGAACGUGCUCAUGCUUGACCUGAUACGCCAAGCCGGGGCCCCGUCGACCGCGGCCGCGGUGGUGGUGCCAAUGGCAACGGGCAUGACGCUGGCGCUGGUGCUUCGGUGUGUAGCGAAGACGCGCACAGAAGAACUGCUGAAGGAGGCAGGGGCGGCGCCGCUGCAACGCACCGUCACGAAGGACUCAAUGAACGCAACGUCCGCUGCCCGAGUGCAAGAGUCGCGAAUGUGCGAAGAUGAUCGUACCAAGCAGGACCGCACAUGUGUGUCAGCCCCGGAGGCGCCGCGCUACGUCAUAUGGCCCCGUAUUGAUCAGAAGACAGCGCUCAAGUGCAUUGACGCGGCGGGGCUAGUGCCGGUGCCGGUACAGCUACGGCCCGCCCUGCCACUCGCACGCUCUGCCGCCCCCUACGCCUGCACUGACAGCGGUAGCCUCAGCCGUAACCAAGCCAGCAUUGGUUCACCAUCGACAUCAUCGCUGUCGUCGUCGCUGUUCCUUGAGUGCCAUGUGGACGACGUAGCCACCGCCGUCAACACCGUUGGUGGGCCGUCGCAGGUGGUGUGUGUGCUCUCCACAACCAGCUGCUUCGCGCCACGCCUGCCAGACAACACGGUCGCCAUUGCCCAGUACUGUAAGAAGGUCGGCAUUCCCUACGUGGUGAACAAUGCGUACGGAGUGCAGAGCCGCCGCAUCAUGACUCGGCUCGACGCGGCGCAGCGACUGGGGCGGGUCGACUUUGUGGUCCAGUCUGGCGACAAGAACUUUCUGGUUCCGGUGGGUGGUUCGAUCAUCUGCUCUAGCAACAAGGAGUGCUGCCAGGCCGCGGCAGCCCUUUACGCAGGUCGCGCGAGCAUGAGCCCCAUCCUUGACCUCUUCAUCACCGCCUUGAGCCUCGGUCGGCGCGGCAUGCGAUCCCUGUGGAACGAUCGCUACAGGUGCCGUGCGCGGCUGAUUCAGCAGCUUCGCGUGUUUGCGCGCGAGCGAGGGGAGGUGCUGCUGGUCGACGACAGCGAAGAGGGCAAGGGCUAUGAGGAUACCGUAGGUGAGCCGCAAAGGGCUGGCAAUGCUGCCAUGCCCCGCAACGACAUCAGUGUCGCCGUCACCAUGCGAACUUACGGUCGGCCUGCAGCCGAAGCGAGCAGCACUGGUGCGCAAUUGGGGUCGGAGCAGGGGGAGAAGACGACAAACUGGGCAGCCGCCCGCGCUCUCGGCGCACAACUGUUCCGCAGCUCGGUCACUGGCCCCCGCGUCAUCACCCCCGCACCGUCGACCCCAACUAUGAUUGCGGGCUGCACGUUCACGAAUUACGGCAUGCAUCAAGAUGGGCAGCCGCCAUGCCCGCUGCUGGUGAUCGCGUGUGGCAUCGGCACGUCAGAGGCUGAGGUGGAGGCACUGAUGCUGCGCCUUCACGACGUGUGGCCUCUUCCCGCGUGA